AUGACGUUGAUGGCCUUGAUUUCUCUCCGCUACGCAAUUCACCCGAGGCACAUCGGCAGUGACCGUUCCAUCCCUGCUCGCCACAAUGACUCCGACCAAGCUCCAUCCACUCCCGGGCCCAGCACGGUUGCUGCCCAAGGUCUAGCUGACUCGGCACCUGAUCUGAAGCCCGAGAGGGGUGGGCCCCCAAAGCUUGGUGAUUUCUCUUCACUCUGGGAUUUCCUUGGCAACACCACGCCUGGUGCAGAAGCUGGACUUCGUCAAGCGACCAAGGAAAGCAUUGUCGAACAACCUCCACAGCAGCCUAAGCAGAUUCAGAUCCUCAAACGUCCUUCUCCCGGGACCACAACCGUCGAUAGCCCUGGUAAGGCGCUUCCGCGUACGUCUCCUCGGCCGAUCCCCACAUCAGAUGUGUCCAAGUCCCACAAGGCUGCUGCUGAAUAUCGUACCACGAAACACCGCACCCAAACCAAGCAACCAACCUAUGAACCUCAGUUGUCGGAGAGCACUGCGGAGGCAGAGUCCGACAACCCCAGCAUCUUCGACCCGUCUUACGGCAAACGGGGCGUUCUCGCUCUAGUCCCGUCUCAGGUGGGCAUAGCGGAGGUCUUGAGUGAGUCGUCCGAAACCCCGCCAUCCUCGUUUGAUGAAGUCGGCGGGGCACUAGGCCCUAUCGCUAUCCAAAACCUCCCCGGUGGCGCCAUUCGUGUGCAGCCCAUUGCGUACAAGUCGGCAACCGAUCGAAAAGUCGGUCUCUUAACGAAGCUGUUGAAGAACUUCCCCGACUACGCAGAAACUAUAACUCAAGUGGGGCGGUCUGGUAAGUCCAAGCCGGGCAUUCCUCCCACAUCUCGCCCGAUUCAUGUCUUUGUCGAUAUGUCGAAUAUUAUGGUCGGGUUUCACGAUUCCAUGAAAGUAUCUCGGAACAUCCCUGUGAAAACACGGAUCCGCCGCUUGCCACUCUCAUUCCAGAACUUCUCGUUGAUCCUGGAGCGUGGUCGGCCCACGGCCAAGAGGGUCUUGGUGGGCUCCGACCGCUUUGCUGCGAUCGACGACGGCGAGAAACUCGGGUACGAGACGAACAUUCUCGACCGAGUGCACAAGGUGAAACAACCGACUCGUCGUCAGAUGAAAUUCCGCAAGGGUACGCGGGCGGGCGCUCCGGACGGAGGCAGUGGUUCUGAAACGAACGACGCGCCGGAGGAGCGCUGGGUCGAACAGGGUGUGGACGAAAUUCUGCACCUGAAGAUCCUCGAAAGCCUGUUGGAUACGGACGAGCCAGCCACCAUCGUUUUAGCUACGGGAGACGCGGCGGAAGCCGAGUUCUCCGGCGGAUUCAUGAAGAUGGUGGAGCGAGCGCUGCGGCGGGGGUGGACGGUGGAACUGGUGAGUUUCUCCCAGGUGACCAGCUACGCCUAUCGCAAGAAAGAGUUCCGUUCGAAAUGGGGGAACAAGUUCAAGAUGAUCGCGUUGGACGGAUAUAUCGAAGAGCUGUUGGACAUGUAA
Molecule: messenger RNA, 1506 nt
Organism: Aspergillus pseudonomiae
Lineage: Eukaryota; Fungi; Ascomycota; Eurotiomycetes; Eurotiales; Aspergillaceae
Product: NYN domain-containing protein
Exons: 3
Coding region: 1-1506 (501 amino acids)
Biological process (GO): protein import into nucleus
Cellular component (GO): nucleus
Molecular function (GO): small GTPase binding; guanyl-nucleotide exchange factor activity
Source: RefSeq, a predicted model, not a curated record